AUGAGUUGCGAUAGCGGUGAUGAAGACUCUUUAAACCAAUUUCGCUUUGAAGAGGAAGAACAAAUUAUAGGGCAAGAAAAGGUUCAUUCUAUUACAAACUAUUAUGUAGAAAAUUUUCCAUCAAGUAUUGAUAGAUUUUUUACACGUUAUUACUAUAUUAACACAAAAAAUCAUAGAAUCGCAACUGAAAAAAAUUUGGAAGUAUAUUCAGUUUUAUUUCAUUCAAAUCGAGUUUGUUUGAUAGGGUUAGCUGAUUGUCACCCCGCCCUCAAUAAUGGCAUUGAAAGUAUAACAUUCGAAAUUGGAAAUUGUAAUCGCAGUUUAAAUAAAGUUUCAGGGAAAGGAAAAAAAGGUGGUAUGAUACUUCAAGAGGAUUCAACAUUAGCUAUUAUAAUUGAUAAAAAGUCUAACUUGUACAGGAUUCCCAGUUGUAUUCGAGGGAAAUUAAUAGAAAUUAACGAGCGACUGUUAGAUCUUAACAAUAUAAAUAUUUUAGGAAAAGAGGGGGAUGGAUUUAUAGCCAUUGUUCUCCCCAAACCAGAACAUUGUAAGAAAAUUAAAGAGGACUUAUUAUCUAAGCAAUCCUAUGAACAAUACAAACGUGUAAAUCUUUAAGAAUUAAAUAAAGCAUAUGUAGGUAGUUUCUUUUUAAAA
This is a messenger RNA of Condylostylus longicornis, 654 nucleotides long. Its product is annotated as protein Abitram. Gene Ontology annotation, biological process: regulation of actin filament polymerization; dendrite morphogenesis; regulation of filopodium assembly. Gene Ontology annotation, cellular component: filopodium tip; lamellipodium; dendrite. Gene Ontology annotation, molecular function: actin filament binding; actin monomer binding. The coding region runs from base 1 to 615 and encodes 204 amino acids. Lineage: Eukaryota; Metazoa; Arthropoda; Insecta; Diptera; Dolichopodidae. The transcript has a single exon. The record is from RefSeq and is a predicted model, not a curated record.